AUGGUUUUGGAGGAGCAGCGAUACAUCCACGAGGACCUCGAGCGGCUCGAACAGGGCAUCUCUGAACGGAUUGACGAGGAACCGAAACAUAUCCGCGACCGAUUGAAUCGCGACCAUGAAGUUGCCCAGUUGCUGGACCAGAUCUCGGCGCAAUCUUCCAAGCUCCUCGAUUUCUACCGGGAUACCGACGGCCACCUCUCCCGCGAAAUCCAGCAACUCAGCACUGGCGACCCGUUUGAGCAGUUUUACAACCAGCUGAAAGGCGUUCGCGAUCAUCAUGCCAAAUACCCCAACGAACAGGCGGAGAAUUUGGAAGCUCGGUAUCGGGCGACAAAGGCCGGCGAUGCGCCCAUGCCCUACAUUGUCGACUCCCUGUUCUCCGGUGAAGAGGCGUUUGGACGCUUCUUCGAUCUCUACACGUCCCACGAGGCCUAUCUGAACCUGCCCAACGUCAAGCGCUUGACGUACCUACAAUACCUUGAGGUCUUUGACAACUUUGCGCCAGGGUUUGGUGGUCUGAAACGAGGAGACAAACUGACAGAUCAAUACUUCAAAUACGUCGGUGACUUAUCAGCGUACCUUGAAUCCUUCAUGAGACGGAUACGACCUCUGGAAAACCUCGACAAGGUCUUCGCGGGCUUCGAGACGGACUUUGAAGCGGCUUGGGAAAAGGACGAGAUUCCUGGAUGGAAAAACGAGGGUGCCGCAAACAGCACAAACACAACCAGCACCCCUGAUGCGAUAUGGUGCGAAGACUGCGAAAAGGAGUUCAAGAACGAAAACGUCCACAAGGCACACUGA
Molecule: messenger RNA, 801 nt
Organism: Verticillium alfalfae VaMs.102
Lineage: Eukaryota; Fungi; Ascomycota; Sordariomycetes; Glomerellales; Plectosphaerellaceae
Product: splicing factor 3A subunit 3
Exons: 1
Coding region: 1-801 (266 amino acids)
Biological process (GO): mRNA splicing, via spliceosome
Cellular component (GO): spliceosomal complex
Molecular function (GO): RNA binding
Source: RefSeq, a predicted model, not a curated record